AGAAUGCACCGCGCGGGUCAAGAUGGAAGAAACCAGCUGCAGCAGGAGAACAAUGUUUGGGCUGUAGAUUUUUAAAAACGGAGCCUCUGGGGGUAAAAUAAGCGAGCCGCCGCUGCGGAUCAUGGUCCUGCACCGGAUAAACUUGAUUUCUGCCCCUUAGCCUUCCUGCCCACCAGCCAUCAGUAUGAACAUCAUUCAAGAUAAAUUAGGGAAUGAGUUCCUGCGCUCCAACGGGAGCAUGGACUCCAACUUUGGAGCCGGCAUGAUAAUGUUCAGCCAUCUUCCUCCGGUAACCAGCUUCACCCGACUGUCGGCCCACUCCGUCAUGCAGGAACUUCCACCUCAAGAUCUGAUCCUGAAGAAGGAGCGGGAGUCUCCUGACUGCAGCAUGGGCUCCCAGGGCUGCCUCCAAGGGGGAGACUUUGUUCAUGCCAUGGGCAUCAAACAGGAGAAGCAGUCAGAGCACGAUUACCGCCUGCCGCUCUACCCUGGAGGGCUGGGGAAGAGCGGGGAGCUGGUGACUGUUGGUAACGACCAGAAGCUGCUGGUGUGCGACCUUAACAUCGGAAAUCUGUCAAAUCAGUUGGAAAAAGAGGCCAGUUGGAGGAAAGGUCGGAGGUCAAACAGUGAUGGGCAUGAGGGUAAACCUAAAAAGAAGAAAAGUGAGGCAAAGCAUUCUAUGAUGGCUGCAGACGGUGGCGGCUUGUCUCCAGGAACAAAGCCUCACAUCUGUGAACACUGCAAUGCAUCCUUCAGAAGCUCCUAUCACCUGCGCAGACAUGUCCUCAUUCAUACAGGUGAAAGACCCUUCAGAUGUAACCAGUGCAACAUGAGUUUCAUCCAGAAGUAUCUUCUCCAGCGGCACGAGAAAAUCCACAGUGGAGAGAAGCCAUUCAGCUGUGACCAGUGCAACAUGCGAUUCAUCCAGAAAUACCACAUGGAGAGACACAAGAGAACGCACAGCGGAGAAAAACCAUACAGAUGUGAGACCUGCCAGCAGUAUUUUUCUAGAACAGAUCGACUUCUUAAGCACAAGAGAACCUGUGGAGAAGCCAUUAAAAAAGAACUGAAUCCUGUGAUGAUGGAUCUGGGUUUUGUGGACAUGGGACAGGGCAGCUAUGGAAUUACUCAGGGAAAUGUUGGGGUCACUGGUAGGAAGAAGGGAAAGUCAAAAGGUUCUGCAGCGGGAGGGGAGCGCAAGAAGAAGAAGGGAGACGUAGGAGGUGCGAGGGAGUCGCACAUUCAGGGAGCUGUGUCCGGAGGUUACAGCAUCUAUGAAUAUUCUGUGGAGAGUCCCACUGUGUCUUCCUCUACCGAGCCAGGGCCUAGCAUGCAGCAGGGACACCAGAGCCAAGGUCCAAAGAUGGCCUUCAAGAAAGCUAAUAGGAAGAGUCUGACUAAAGCAGGUGUGGAGAAUGGGAAAGCUGGCUUGUUGGCGCAAGGAGGCGUCGGCGUGAUGCAGAACAGCGAAGUUAAAGUGGAAUCCACCAGCAGCAACUACGAUGAUGCCAUGCAGUUUGUAAAGAAGCGACGCUACCUUCAAGCAGCAAACAAUGCAGCACCCUCUGGGACCGCGGUGCCAGGAGGGCCCGGCAGCGAGUACGACGUCAGCGUCCAUCUGUCCUCACAGCCGUCUUCUCUUCAGGGUGGGAUCUCAGGAGGAAUGGACGCCGACGGUCCUCUGAAUCUGGAAAAGUCGGGGAUUACAGAUGAGGUGCUGCAGAGCCUCCUCGACCACUACACCCAGAAACCCGACAUUCACUUUGACAUCGGUGACCAGCAUGUGGAGCUGAGCCCUGCCUCAGUGAAUGGUUCUGACACCAACACCUCAAGCCCAUCUGGAGACAAGACUUUAGUGAUGCAUGAAUACUCCCGCUUCUUGCUUCAAGCUUUGGAGCGUACCACCCACAGUGCCAGUUUCCCCCUGGGCCCAGGGCUUCCCCCUUCCUCAGGAUCCUUCACCAAUUCCCACACAGGAAACCCCCUCUAUGCUGACAAGAACAUCUACAGCGCAUCCCACCUGGAUUGUGGCUUUGGCCAGCCGGUGUCUUCCCCUUCCCUGUCCUCCAUGCCAAAGUCUCACUUUGCGAUGCUAAACUGCUCAUCCCCGCAGCACAGCUUCAACCUGAGCAGCCUGGAGGCUUCCUCACACCAGCAGCUCACCCCGUCUCAGGAGCUCACCGAGCAGAUGGAGAAGCAGCACUCCUCCACUCCUCCCUCAUCCUACCAGAUCAGCCCAUCCGACCUGAGCGCCCAGAAGGAUCGGUCAGCGGUCAAGAAUGACUCUGCUGGGGUCUACCUUUUGGUUUCCUCGCACGAACUGGCCUCCCUGGACUCCUCUAAGCCUUCCUACCAGAUAGAAAAUUUCGUCCAGGCCUUCGGCUCCCAGUUCAAAUCCGACGUUCAUGGUCUGUCUUACAGCACUGACUCUGGUGGGGAAGUGGAUCACAGGAUAAGGACGCCGGUGUCGGAUUUCUCAGGGUAUAGUUUGCUAUCUGACGUCAAUGAGCCAGUAAGUACAGGUUCCAAAACACCAACAAGCCAAAGCUACCGAUGAAACCUGAGAGAACAUUAUCGUUUCAUUUUAAUGUCCUCUGCUCCUAUUUUAUUAUUCUUAUUUUUUUUGUGAAUUCUAUAUUUUAUUUACACCGAUGCUCUGUCUUUAUUCCUACUUCUCUCCAUGCAAUAAGCCUUCAAGGCGUCUUUCGAAUGCAAGACUUUAGAAAGCAUCUGUUGAGUGUAUGAUAUACCAGGAAUUGCUGUGCCAGUAGGUCAGGUCUUUAUUUAUGAAUUCAAACGUAUUUUCUUUUCUAGUAAUUUUUUAGCAGGAGCAGUAAAUUUCACAUUUCCAAUGCGCUGAUUUAACUCUACAAGUGUUUAAAAUGAGAAAUGAUGGCAGGGAAACAGCCCAGAACUGAAGUGGCAAAAAAAAAAAAGGAAAUCCUAAAAUAAAAUGUCAAAAGGUAUUACUCAGGAAAACAUGGGAAAACGAGCCGCUCACGGUGGACAGUGAGCUCACUUUUCAGAAGUGUUUGUGGUUUUAAAAAAAAUCUAUAUUUUUCUUAUUAUUUUUUGUGUUCUUAAAUGUUGAAUGAGUUUGACAUGAAAUGGAUUGCUGCCAGCUCACUUGAACACUGAAAACACUUUCUACUUGGCUGUAUAGAGAUUAUGGUACUUUUAUCUCAAUGUGAAACUCCUGUCUUUUUCAAUAAGGGCCGUGCUCAUGGAUAUCUAUAUAUAUUUAUAAGAAUAUAUAUGUAUAUGUACAGUAAGUGUUGUAGGGUUCUGCCGUGAAGUAGAAGGAAGAAUAAGCGCUGUUGAUCGGGCUGAAGAGUCUGUAUUAUAUUUUGGGAUGUCUUCUUCAGCCAGUAGAUGUCGCUGUUGGACAGCUGUAGAUUGGCCUCUUCCUCUCUUUACUCGUCUUCCUCCUAUUUAUCUAAAAAUGUGCUUUUCGCACGUCGAGCUGCUUUUUCACAUAGUUUAAAGUACACGAUUGGUUAAAGUGCUGACCUGAGGAAAUCCCCCAGGCUUUCAGCCAUUGCUGUCGGGGCGUACGCAUGCAGGGGGGAGGCCUUGUGUUUCACGUGAAGGAUGUGGAGAGCUGAUUUUUCUUACUUAUCGGGGAGGGUUUAGCUUAGGCUUAUGGGUGGGCUUCUUUUCUAAAGUAACGUGAUAUUUAAUCGGGAUAUUGUAAGUGUAAUUACAACCCCUAGUUUUAGUUGCCUGGAUACCAACCUUAGCGACUUUUGCAGAUUUUAUUAACUUUGGGGAUAAAAUAUGUUUAUGAUCUAAUGUUUCUGCAGCCAUGUGCUGAUCUUUUUUAUUUAGAUACUUUGAGCAAAUGUUAUAAUCAUCCCUUUAGUGACUGGGUGUCUAUUCCCAUAAAGAGCAGGCAGUUAAUAUAUGUAGAGUCUUGCUUACACUUUUAAAAUGCCCAAUUUGUUUGUCAGGACAGUAACCAUGGAAAGGUCUGUAGCGGGCUUUGAGUGCUGGAAACGUUUCUGCUGCUCUGAAUGAGUCUUUGAGCCCAUAUGUGCCCCUAUUUUACAGUUCUGGUCCACAGUUUACAUACACAAAUUAUUGGCUGGAUUCUUUUUUUUUUUUUUUUUUUUUUUUUUUUUUUUUUGACUUUCAAAAUAAUGGGACAUUCCAUUUUUGAGACUAGCUGAUGAUACAGUUAAGAAAGUAAUUCCUCUUAGCAAGAUGCAGAGAAACCCCAUGGUUUCCGUAGUUACCAGCAACCUUCUGGCUUUAAUCUGACAGGAAAUGUGAUGUCUGUGCAAAAAAAACUUUUAAUCCCCGCAGAUGCUGAUCAAUUUAAGCAGGGUUGGGAUAGAGGGCCAUUCCAGAACUUAUAUCUUAGUUUAUUUUAUCCAAAUUUCAACCAUCUUACUCAGACUUUCACUGUUUGAUGAAAGGAUAUUGGUUAGGAUGUUCAGGAACCACAAAGUAAUAAACUAGAAACUUCUAAAACACCAGCAUUGUGCUGUUUACAUGCACAAACUUUUUUAUUGAAUGUAUUUGGACUUAAAUCAUCAUUUUAUGGACACAAAAUUAAAUUAUUUAAUCAUAUCUGUUUACAGCCAGUCUAUAUUUUGCAUAGAAGCACUUUGACUUGAGUAGAGAUGUCACGUUUCUUUAAAACAACCGUAGAAGUUGUACUUCUUCCCAUUGUUUGGUCUCAGAAUCAUACUUUGUUGUUCUGAGAACAGCCUUGGAAAGUAGCACUGUUGCUCUUGCUGUGUGGCAGAAUGAGAUAAAUGAAUAUCCUGUUAAUUAAAGCCUCCAUGUAAAGCGGGUUUAGAUGGAUGCGGUUAAGAUCUUCUCGAGUCAAAUCAGAUCAAAAUCCAUAUUCUUCAGCUGCAUCUCAAAUCAUCUUAUUGCUGAUUAUUUGCUUGUUUGGACAUUUCCAGUGGUUCUUUCCCUCCAGGUUAUAACCUGGGGGAAAAUCACUAAACUGGGUUUAGAGUGGUUAAAAAUAGGACUGAAACUAUUAAUCUUGAUUAACCGAUUAUUUAAAUCAUCGUCAACUAAGUUAGUGAUUGAUUCAUCAUUGACUGGAAUAUAGAGACUAACAUGCCUUUAGCUGACAGAGCAACCCACUUUGAGCAAAUUUGUAAAAAGAUAUAUAAAUGUUUUGCAUUUAAGAUUUAAAAAAAAAUCUUUUUGUCUGUCAAUAUGCUCUUUCCUCAAGUGAAUACGUGAAUUUCAUUAAAAUUUUUCUUCAAGGAAGGAAGAAUUUUAAUGUAAGUUGGCCCCUGUUAAAACAGUCCAAAUUUAAACCUGCCGGAAAAGGUCCCGACCCUCAACCCUGACUAAUAUGUAUGGACGAAAUUUAAAGCUGGAUUUGUGCCACAGAAGAGACCAGUUAUACCAAUAAAGAGUCCAAACACCAAUUAACUCAACCCACAAAGUUUAAAUAUUGCAAAAUUCCUACAAAUGUUUUCUCAGAACACUAGAAUAAGGUCAGUAUCAAAAUGCAAAAAUGUUGACUCCAUCUCCAAAUAAUGGAUUAUAUUUAAAAUGCAUGGAUCACUUAGUCUAAAUGCAGUCUAGUUACAUAAAUAAACUUCCAAUAAAAUCAGUUUAUGUGAUCAGUCUUCCAGAUUAAACAAGCGGUGCCAUAAAAAGUUGCAACCUGCUUUAAAACAGAAGAAAACUGGAGUUUGGUUUAUUUCAGAUCUUUUUUUUGCCUUUUUUUGUAUAAUUUUUACCACAAGAGAUAUUGGAUUAAACAAAAAAAUAUAUAUAAAUUAAUCUUUACAUUUAUACCAUGUUCCACCUUACAAAAAAAAUUAUCCAAAUAAAUUAUAAGGCCAUGGUUUGUGUGUUCAAACUUGUGAAGAGAGCUAUUUCUUUCCAAUAAUGGUUAAAUAUGACAGUAGAAACUGUAAAGCUGUUGUAUCAAUGAAAGUAAAGUGUCAUGAACAAUAAUCAGCCUCACAUAUACCUCAUCUCACUGCAAACCAGGGGCAAAGGUGUCGGAGGUUUGUGUGUAGCAGAAACUGUGUUUAAAAUGUUCCUGUUUAGUGUGACUGUUGAAAGGGGUGUUUUGGGGGGAAUCUUUUGUAUGCGACACUUGUGUCAACCGUCAUGACGUGUAGCUGAUACAGCCAGUGUUCAGUCCUUUAAUCGUCUCUCAGCUCCAUGUUGCAAUCAGUGUAGCAUUUCUUAUUGUUUACAAGAACUGUACAAAACACUACACCCAGCUUGGUUUUGUUACUUUUUAUUUUUUAUAGUAUUUCAUCCCUACAAAGCCAAACUUUUCAGCCAGCAUUCUUCGAAUUAAACAUUUCAAAGUGAUGACUUAAAAUGUGACUGAAUGGAGACAAAACAAUAAAAAACUGCUGUUACCAUAAA
Cyprinodon tularosa is the source of this 6360-nucleotide messenger RNA. RefSeq names its product zinc finger protein 281a (gene znf281a). Gene Ontology annotation, biological process: regulation of transcription by RNA polymerase II. The record is from RefSeq and is a predicted model, not a curated record. Gene Ontology annotation, molecular function: RNA polymerase II cis-regulatory region sequence-specific DNA binding; DNA-binding transcription factor activity, RNA polymerase II-specific. The coding region runs from base 185 to 2557 and encodes 790 amino acids. The transcript is spliced from 7 exons. NCBI's taxonomy places the organism in Eukaryota, Metazoa, Chordata, Actinopteri, Cyprinodontiformes, Cyprinodontidae.